This is a messenger RNA of Miniopterus natalensis, 5666 nucleotides long. The record is from RefSeq and is a predicted model, not a curated record. NCBI's taxonomy places the organism in Eukaryota, Metazoa, Chordata, Mammalia, Chiroptera, Miniopteridae.
AUUAAAUAUCUCAACCGUAUUCAUCCAGUAUAACUGAAAUGUUAUCCUCUUUCACCAUCUCCCCAUUUUAUCCUGAACAAUCCCCAGCCCCUGGAAAAUGCUUUGGUAGUCUUUGCUUCUAUAACUUUGACUAUUUUAGAUUCCAUUUAUAAGAUCAUACAGCAUUUGUACUAUGUUUGGCUUAUUUCACUUAAUAUAAUACCCAGCAGGUCCAUACACAUCAUUGCAGAUUGCAGAUUUUCCUUUUCAUGGAUGAAUAAUCUUCCUUUGUGUAUAUACAUAGAACUGUCACUUGUUUUUUUAUAAUAACCAUUCUAACGGGUAUGUAAUAGAUCUCAUUAUGGUUUUGGUUUGCAUUUCCCUGGUGAUUAAUGAUACUGAGUAUUUUUUCAGGUAUCUGUUGGUCAUUUGUGUGUUGUGAAAAAGAUCUAUUUAUUUCCUUACAAUUUUUUAUUGUACUACUUUUCUCUGGUUACUCAUUUGUAUGUGUUCCUAUGUAUUUUAGAUAUGAACUCCUUAUCUGAUGUAUGAUUUACAAAUAUUUUUGUUCAAUUUUAUAGGUUACCUUUUCAUUUGGUUGAUUGCUUCCUUUCCUGUGCAGAAACUCUUUAGUUUCAUGCAGUCCCUCCAUGUCUACAUUUGCUUUAGUCACCUAAGCUCUUGGAGUCGAUUCCAAAAUCAUUGUCAAGAGUGAUGUCAAGAAACUUUUUUCUGAGACAAGAAGUGGCUAUGGAGCAUUGAAGGUUAAGCUGGCCUCCAUGGUUUCAGUCUUUCUGGUUUAAACCUGAGGAUCUCAGACCACAUUCCAACACAUAUGAAAGCAGAGGGUCACUGCAGACAUUGAAAUCUUACUGUGCCUCCUACAGUGGAGCUGAUUGUUUCUGAUCCCUCCGUGACAAAGGACAGGAGAGAGUGGCCCUUUCAGCAUUUUCAGGUCGUCCUGACUAACUGUGCUGGAAGCAGAUAAAUGACCUGUGGUGACACUUAUAAGACACAUUCUUAUAAUUCAUAUAUAACUUCCCAACAUCAGGUCACCUGAGAAAAUCCAGAACAGGACAAGGAACAGGACAAUAUGGCUGCUUCACAGGGACCAUUGACUUUCCUGGAUGUGGCUGUAUAUUUCACUCAGGAGGAGUGGGAUUGCUUGUAUCCUGUUCAGCAGAUGUUGUAUGUGGAUGUGAUGUUGGAAAACUACAGGAACAUGGUCUCCUUGGGUCUUGCUGUCUCUAAGCCAUUUCUGGUCCAAUUUUUGGAGCAGAUAGAGGAGCACUGGGAUGUGAAGGGAAACAAAACAAUAUCUCUCCCCCCAGGUAUGUCAUCUGAAGAAAAUCAAACCUUAUUGCAAAAGCCAGGAAUAGAAGAUUUGUUCUCUAAAGUACUACUGAGUACUUGUAAUGGAGACAGAAGUUAUGAAUACAAUGGACACUGGAAAACCUUACACCAAGAGUCAAAUACUAAGAGACAUCAGAGAACUCAGCUUCCAGGGAACCAUUAUGAAGGUGGAAAAGUAUUUGACCAAAUUUCAAAUCGCAGAAAAUACCAGGUUAAUCAAAAUAUGGAGAAUACAAACCAAAAAAGUAAAUGUAUCAACUUAUUUCAGCUAUCUUCAAAUCAUAUUGAAAAAGAGAACAAUUAUACUUGGGACGAAACUUACAAAUGUAAUCUGAGGGGUACAGUUGUCCGUCAAAUGUUCAAUUUCAAUACACAUAAGACAAGACAUACUGGAGGAAAAUCUUACAAAUGUAAAGAAUGUGGUAAGUCAUUUUAUUGGCCUUCAGGUCUUAUGAAACAUCAGAUAAUUCAUACUGGGCAGAAGCCUUACAAAUGUAAAGCAUGUGGCAAAGCCUUUAAAUCGCAUUCACAUCUUUCUAUACAUGAAAGAAUUCAUACUGGAGGGAAGCCUUAUAAAUGUAGAGAAUGUGACAAAGCCUUUAACCAGGCCUCAACUCUUGCUAAACAUGAAAGAAUUCAUACUGGAGAGAAGCCUUAUAAGUGUAGAGAAUGUGGAAAAGCCUUUAACCAGUCCUCAAAUCUUGCUAACCAUCAGAUAAUUCAUACUGGAGAGAAGCCUUAUAAGUGUAGAGAAUGUGGAAAAGCCUUUAACCUGUCCUCAACUCUUGCUAAACAUCAGAGAAUGCAUACUGGAGAGAAGCCUUAUAAGUGUAGAGAAUGUGGAAAAGCCUUCAACUGGUCUUCAACUCUUGCUAACCAUCAGAGAAUGCAUACUGGAGAGAAGCCUUAUCAGUGUAGAGAUUGUGGAAAAGCCUUUUUCCAGUCCUCAAGUCUUGCUAACCAUCAUAGAAUUCAUACUGGAGAGAACUCUUAUCAGUGUAGAGAAUGUGGCAAAUCCUUUAAGUGGUCCUCAAGUCUUGUUAACCAUCAGAGAAUUCAUACUGGAAAGAAGUCUUAUCAGUGUAGAGAAUGUGGCAAAGCCUUUAAGUGGUCCUCAAGUCUUGCUAACCAUAAGAGAAUUCAUACUGGGGAGAAGCCUUAUAAAUGUAGAGAAUGUGGCAAAGACUUUACCCGGUCCUCAAACCUUAGUGAACAUCAUAGAAUUCAUUCUGGAGAGAAGCCGUAUACAUGUAGAGAAUGUGGCAAAUCCUAUAACCGGUCCUCAUCUCUUGCUAUCCAUCAUAGAAUUCAUACUGGAGAGAAGCCUUAUAAAUGUAGAGAAUGUGGGAAAGCCUUUACCCGGUCCUCAUACCUUACUGAACAUCAUAAAACUCAUACUGGAGAGAAGCCGUAUACAUGUAGAGAAUGUGGCAAAGCCUUUAACCGGUCCUCAUCUCUUGCUAUCCAUCAUAGAAUUCAUACUGGAGAGAAGCUUUAUAAAUGUAGAGAAUGUGGAAAAGCCUUUAACUGGUCCUCAACUCUUGCUAACCAUCAGAGAAUUCAUACUGGAGAGAAGCCUUAUAAGUGUAGAGAAUGUGGAAAAGCAUUUAACUCGUCCUCAACUCUUGCUAAACAUCAGAGAAUUCAUUCUGGAGAGAAGCCUUAUCAGUGUACAGAAUGUGGCAAAGCCUUUAACCGGUCCUCAACUCUUGCUAAGCAUCAUACAAUUCAUACUGCAGAGAAUCCUUACAAAUAUACAGAAUGUGGCAAAUCCUUUAACAAAUCCUCAGCCCUUAUUAAACAUUGGAGUAUUCAUACUGGGGAGAAACUAUAAAAAUGUAGGUAAUGUGACAACUCCUUUACUCAGUCCUUAAAACUUACUGGGCACUAGAGAAUUCAUCCUGGAGAGAAGUCUUAUGAAUGUAGGAAAUGUGACAAAGUCUUUAAUCAGUGAUAAAUUUUUAUUUAAUAUAAGAAAAUUCAUACUGUGUGGUAAAGUCUUUUACCAGCACUCAAAACUUACUCAAUAUCAGAAAUAUAAAAUAAAUAAAAAAUCUACAGAUAAGUUUUAAGAAUGUUAGAAAUGGAGCAAAUUCUCAAAACACCAUUCAUGUCUUACUGUACAUGAGAGAAUUCAUUUUAGAGAGAUACUUGAUUGAUGUAAUAAGUGUGAUAAAAACUGAUUGGCACUGGAAUUUUACUAGACAACAGAUAAUUCAUUUUCAAAAGAAUCCUUACAAAUGUGAAUGUGGCAAACCUUUCAUCACUCCCUAAAGCUUAUGUAUCAUCAGGUUAUUCAUAGUGGAGAGAAACCUAAAAGAUGUAAAGGAGUUUGGAAAAAUCUUGACAUUCAAGUUUUCUAAGAAUCAAUUAAAUCAAUCUAAAUAGAAGUGUUUCAAAUGUUAAGAAUGUGGCGAAACUUUUCGUGAUCAUUGGUGUCUUAUGGUCAUGAGACAAAUCAUAAUGGAGAGAAGCCCUACAUAUUUAGAGCAUGUGGCAAAUCCUUUAAAUGACAUUCAUAGUUUAUUGUACAUAAGAGAAGAAUUUAUAAUAGGAAGAAAACUUGCAAAGAAUGUAGCAAAGAUUUUGUGAGCAUGCAGAACAUACUCAAAACCAGAGAAUUCCUGCUGUAGUUAAUCUUUACGCAUGUGCAAAAUGUUAUAAUGCCUUUCAGUGCCAUUCAUGUCUUACCAUACAUGAAAGAAGCAUUCAUUCUUGAGAGAAACCUUAUUAAUAUAGUAUAUGUGCAAGGGCCUUUAUUCAGCAGUGGUGUCUUAGCCAACAUGAAGGAGUUCAUACUGGACAGAAUUGUUACAAAUGUAGAAAUUGUUGCAUAGCCUUUAACCUGUGCUUGAUACUUAAUAUUGGGGAAUUCAUGCUGGAAAGAAACAGUAAAAAUGUGAAGGCUUUGGUAAAACCUUUAACCAUUAUUCCAGUCUGAUUCAACAUUAAAGAAUUUAUACUAAAGAGUAGCCUUAAGAGUGUACAAAGUGUGGCAGUCUUUAAUCCUUAUUUAUACCUUACUCAGCAUCUGAUAAUUUAUAUCGGAGAGAAAUCUAACAAAUACAAAACGUGUGGCAAAACUCUCCCCAGUAUGCAAACCUUACUCAAAAUCAGAAUUUAUUCUAAAGAGAAACAGUACAAAUAUUUAGAAUGUGGAAAACUGCUCUUUCACCCUUCACAGCUUAUUCGACUUGUGAGAAUUCGUAGUGAAGCAAAACCUUAAAAAGGAAGAUUUAGGAAACCUUAUAGCUGGAUCUAUACCUUCACUGUCUGUCAGGGGGUGCACCCUGGGACAGAACACUACAUUCAUAGUAAAGGAUGAAAACCUUUGUCCACAAUAUACAAUCACUAAACCCAAAUAAUUUAUGCAUGAAAUUAACUUUAAAGAUGUAAAAAAUUUAGGAAAGUACAUCAUUGAAAAUGAAUUUUAAAAUAGAGAAUACACAGUUGAAUGUUAAUAAAUAAUGGUUUUCUGGUAUUACUCUAAGACCACUUACUACAGAGAUUUUUCCAAAGUUUAAAAACUAAAAAAUUACUUGUUAGUGUGCUUUAAAUAUGAAUGGAAUGGAUGUUUGGAUAUGUGUAAUUACUUAGCGUGUAUCUUAUUUUAGGUUGAUAGUAUUUGUUAUUCUGUGAGAAGGAAAUAUUAAUGUGAUUCCACUCUCAUAUUACCUACUUCUGCUGUUUUUUUAUUUCCUGGUGUAUGUGUGAAGUCAUGGGGUUGAUUCUUGACGUUUUAAUGAUGUGUGUGCUCUGGUCUGUAAGGUGCAUUUCACUCAUAUCUACUUUUCCAUUAUAGAUCAAGGACAUUGUAAUUCACAAUGUAUGAAGAAAAUCUAAAUGGAGAUGCCAUUUGUGGUUGACUUAGAGCUUUGUUGUAUGGCACACUAUGCAGGGUAUAUUUUAUUGCAUUGAUGUAAGACAGGGACAUUAGGUAUUUUAACUAGUUUUUCAAAAUACUCUAAGGAAAAUAUGAUUUCAGUUCAUUAAAAUUCUGAUGUGUCUUCACAGUAGUCAUAGAUAGAAACAAUGAGCAUUACUUCAUUUGGUUAGAACAAAAAAGCGAUAGGGUAUAUGUGAGAAAGUAUAAACAACUCAUCCCAAAAUGCAUAAUGUAAUUGUAUAUCUAUAUUUGCUAAAUAAGUAGCCUCUAUUUUAAAAAAAGAAGAAAUCCCAGCAAUGAGGUCAUUAAAUUCGAAGUAGAGAAACACUUUUUAUUUAAAUGUAAUGUGUAUUUUUACAAAUGGUCACAUGAUUGUUUGGUCACGUUUGUUUAGUCUUUAUGUGAACUUAUUUUCACCAAUAAAGCAUAAUGAAUUUUUUAAAAAGAA